Parascedosporium putredinis is the source of this 1089-nucleotide messenger RNA. The record is from the annotation of a GenBank genome assembly. Lineage: Eukaryota; Fungi; Ascomycota; Sordariomycetes; Microascales; Microascaceae.
AUGGCCCUCCCAUCCUCUUGCACCGUCCUCGUCGUCGGCAGCGGGAAUGCCGGAUUCUCCGCCGCCGUCGCCGCGCGCCAAGGGGCCCAAGACGUAAUCCUCAUCGACCAAUGCCCCGAAUCAUGGGCAGGAGGCAACUCGUACUUCACAGCCGGCGCGUACAGGACCGUGCACGGUGGAAAAUCCGAUCUUCUCCCGCUCGUGAAUAACGUCGACGAGCAGACGGCGGAGGAGAUUGACAUUGAUCCGUACACAGAAGCCGACUUUUACAACGACUUGUCGCGAAUGUGCGGGGGCCGUUCCGACCCGGAGCUUGCCCGUAUCCUCGUACAGGAUUCUACGCAGGCGAUUCAGUGGUUGGCGAGCAACGGGAUUCGGUUCCAGCUCUCUUCAAUCGCCAGGCCUACAAAGUCGACGGUCGCAUUCGAUUCUGGGGGUCCGGGAUGGGAUUGUGCCAAGGUCCGGGGUACUCCGUAUAACACGGGAGACGUUCUCAACUUGGCGAUACGCGACGCGGGUGCUGCCACCGCUGGGAAUUGGUCGGGUUGCCAUAGCGUGGCCUGGGAUGCGAACGCGCCCAGUCAUGCGGGAGACCAGGAAAUCACCAACGAGUUCACCAAAUCCGGUUAUCCCCUUGGCUUAAUGUUGAACACAGCGGGUAAACGCUUCGUAGACGAAGGCGUGGAUCUCCGAAAUUUUACGUAUGCGAAAUUUGGUCGCGCGAUCUUGGGACAGCCGGACCGAAUGGCCUUUCAAGUUUGGGAUAGUAGAAUGAUCCCAUGGCUUCGAGACGAAGAGUACCGCGAAGAGAGGGUCGAACGCAUUACCGCCCCGUCCAUCACCGAGUUGGCUUCCAAGUUGGUGCCUCUUGGCCUCCGUGACCCCGAGGAAUUUAUCCGGACACUCGACGAGUACAACACUGCCGUCACAGCCUUUCAACGGGAAAAUCCGGCGGCGAAAUGGGAUCCGGCUAUCAAGGACGGCCUGUCCACUCAAUCGUCGCGUGUGAAACUGGCCCUCCCCAAGACUAACUGGGCCACCCCGUUGGACCAGGGGCCUUUCUCGCAGUGCGGGUUACUUGCGGCGUGA